Molecule: messenger RNA, 1077 nt
Organism: Cordyceps militaris CM01
Lineage: Eukaryota; Fungi; Ascomycota; Sordariomycetes; Hypocreales; Cordycipitaceae
Exons: 3
Coding region: 1-1077 (358 amino acids)
Source: RefSeq, a predicted model, not a curated record
AUGCCGGAUCCUUGCACUUCAAUUUGUCUUGAUACAAAAUUCCACAGAUCCUUCAACUACUGGCACUGGCAUGCUCUGUUAGUACUGGACGUCUACGCCCCCGUGACAUCGUCAUCAUCUUUGGCUUUAUCUCAGACUUCCACCUUUUCCUUUUCCUCUCCUUCCUCUUCAUCUAUGCCGCCUUCGUAUUUCUCUCUCUCGUCUUUUUUCGCCGCAUUAUUUUCUUCUCCGCCUCGCCCGUUACAUUCUCCAUCUUCCUUAUACUCCCCCUCUUCUCCUCUAUCUUCUUCACAUCCUUCCCAUUCUUCAUCGUCCUACUUUCCUUUCUCCGCUGCUCCUCGUCCAUAUCCACCAUAUCCGCCAUCUCCCCCACAGCCUCCUCCAUCGUCGAACCCUGCGUCUACGGAUACGACAUUGCCUCUUACUCCUCUCUUUAUGAUAUCACUGCUCAAGUAUAUCUUUCAUUUUAUUUCCUCUCCUCAGUCUCUCCCAGCGCCUCUCUCGCCUCAUCUUCCGCCUUCUCCUCGGCCUAUUCCUCUUCUUCUACCACCUCCAUCUGUUCGACCAACUCCUCUUCUUCCUUCUCUGCCUGCUCUUCCUGCUCCCCCUGCCCCUCCUGCUCUUCCUCCCUCUCCAUCACCUCCCCCUGAUCCGCCAUCGUCUCGUUGCCAUAAUCGUCCCCUUUCUCUUCCUCUCCGCCUCCCGUUUUUUCCUCACCGUCUUCUUCUUCCUCCGCCUCCGCCUCCGCCUCCACCUGAGCCUGAGUCUAAGCCUGCUCGGCCUGCGUCUGCUCGGCCUGCGCUUACGUCUUCGCCUCCUUCCGCUACUGCUCCUUCUCUUCCCCCUUCUGCUAUUCCCCCUCUUCCUCAUUGUACUCAUCACCAUACUCAUCAUCAUACCCCUCCGACUACCGCCAGGCUGGCCGAGACUACCUACAGAUUGGCCAAGACUACCUGGACGCUAGGCAACCAGUUCUCAGGGCCGCUUCAAGGUCCCCUCAAGCAGAUAUAUCGGGUCAAUGCCGCCCAAGUCCGAGAUGCUGAAAAGUGGGUGACGCGAAGGCCACCCGCGUGGUGA